AUGUAUGGAAUUAUUAUAACAGCAGUACAUUCCAACACACCCCCUCAAUAUGUUGUAUGUGAGGAAUUUGCAUUGGUGGCACUUCUGGGGCCAACAUUUGAGCUGUUGAUUUGGCAUCCCAAUUUUCAAGAGAGAGGCUGUAGCUGGUGUGAAAUGAUGGCUUGGGGUGCUUUGGAGCUAACUUGGACUUUCAAGGAUGGCUACUUGGUUUUUCAACCAAGACAGUGUUGGGGACUGAUUGUGUUUGAUGAGUGGCUCAUUUGGGCUGCCUUUGACCUUUCCAGGGAUGUCCUUAGCACUGGGUAUGCCCAAUUGAAGAUUCUAGGCCCAUCUGCCCCAGCACCUGCAUUUGUAGAGGUGGUUGUUCUUGCUGGGCAGGACAAGUGUGCUGUCUUGGGCUUGAGCAAGAUGUUGGAAUUGCAGAACAGGAAGAUGGAGUUAUUCAGCAUGUAUGAGGCAUUGUUUUGGGUGCAUGGUUUUGCAGCAAGUACAGUGAGGGACAAAAGUGUUGCAAUGUUUGUGAGCUCAGGCUAUUCUGCACAGAUAAUCAUAAUACCUAUACCAUUGGAAAGGGGUGACUCUAAGCUUUCCAGAGCACUAAGGUCCAUUCCAAAAAAAGCAAUACAUGCUGAGAUACACCCUAUUCUUUCCAAAAAGUGCAUUGCAACACUUUUGUCCCUGACUGGUGAAAUAGUGAAAAGUGACCUUUUGAUGGGAUUGAGGGCAUGA
Pisolithus orientalis is the source of this 729-nucleotide messenger RNA. RefSeq lists its product as uncharacterized. Bases 1 to 729 code for a protein of 242 amino acids. The transcript is spliced from 11 exons. The record is from RefSeq and is a predicted model, not a curated record. Lineage: Eukaryota; Fungi; Basidiomycota; Agaricomycetes; Boletales; Pisolithaceae.